Messenger RNA from Sander lucioperca (pikeperch), 1576 nucleotides. Its product is annotated as gastrula zinc finger protein XlCGF57.1-like. Gene Ontology annotation, cellular component: nucleus. The coding region runs from base 72 to 1472 and encodes 466 amino acids. NCBI's taxonomy places the organism in Eukaryota, Metazoa, Chordata, Actinopteri, Perciformes, Percidae. Gene Ontology annotation, molecular function: RNA polymerase II cis-regulatory region sequence-specific DNA binding; DNA-binding transcription factor activity, RNA polymerase II-specific. The record is from RefSeq and is a predicted model, not a curated record. The transcript has 2 exons. Gene Ontology annotation, biological process: regulation of transcription by RNA polymerase II.
CAUUAAGUGCCCGUGGCGUUAGCUGCAUCUGACGUAGUGCAGAUCAUUCUUUCAGCUGGAAUUAAGCAACGAUGUCUCCAGUUGAGUCUCUGAGAGAAUUUGUCACCGAGCGACUAACUGCUGCUGCUGAAGAAAUCUUCCGUGUUGUUGAAGAAACUAUCGCCGACUACGAGGAGGAGAUCGCUCGGCAGCGCAGACUGCUGGAGCUCGUUUGGAAACCUGAAAUCAAGUUACACAGGAUAGAGCUCCUACAGCAACAUGUCUGUAAGGAGGAGAUUCUCGCUGACCAAGAGGACCCAGAACCUCCACCGAUUAAAGAGGAACAUGAGGAACUGUGCACCAGUCAAGAGGCAGAGCAGCUUGUACUGAAGCAGGAGACUGAAAGUGACCACAGUGAAGGUCAGACUCUGACCUUCAAUCCUGAUGAUGACACUCUACAUGCAGCAGAGAAAGAGUCUAUAGCCAACAUGCCAGUUAUAACCUCUGUGGUAUCAGAAGCAAACAGUGACCACCAGCUCCUCUCUAAUGAAGCUGAGAGCCAAGAUCAGAAAGGAGGCAAGCGUGGAGACUCAGGAUCAUCUAGAAAUGCAGAGCCAGAACCAAAAAAGAGACAUCACAAGAGCAGUAGUCACAAUAACAUUGUAAACAACACUAACUUGUCAGAGAUCCACCGUAAUACUCAAACAGGUAAAAAGUCUUUCAUAUGUGACACAUGUGGAAAAGACUUUAAGUAUAAUUCAGCAUUUCAAAGACACUUGAGAGUCCACACAGGUGAGAAGCCAUAUUCUUGCAAAACAUGUGGAAAAGAUUUUGGACGUAAAAAUCACUUGGAAAUCCACAUGAGAACCCACACAGGUGAGAGGCCGUACGUUUGCAAGAUCUGCACUAAAACAUUCUGUGAUGUCUCAGCAUUAAUAAGGCAUAUGAAAAUCCACACAGGUAAGAAGCAAUAUUCUUGCAAAACAUGUGAAAAAGAUUUCGGACGAUAUGAUGAAUUUAAAGACCACAUCAGAAUCCACACAGAUGAGAAGCCGUAUGCUUGCAAAACAUGUGGAAAAGGUUUCAGACAUAAUAGUACAUUAUUGGCCCACAUGAGAACCCACACAGGUGAGAAGCCCUAUUUUUGCAAAACAUGUCAAAAAGAUUUCCGGCAAUAUAGUGCCUUGCUGGUCCACAUGAGAACCCACACAGGUGAGAAGCCAUAUUCUUGCAAAACAUGUGGAAAACAUUUUCGACAAAAUAGUGCAUUGUUGGUCCACGUGAGAACCCACACAGGUGAGAAGCCAUACAUUUGCAAGACCUGCAGGAAAAGAUUCUGUGACCCUUCAGGCUUAUUUAAGCAUAUGAGAGUCCACACAAGUGAAAAGCCCUACGUUUGCAAGACCUGUGGGAAAAGAUUCUUUGUUGAUUCAGCAUUGAAGAGGCAUAUGAGAAUUCACACAGGUGAGAAGCCGUUUUCUUGCAAAACGUAGAAAAGAUUUUGGACAAAAUAGUGGUUUGUUGGUCCACAUGAGAACCCACACAGGUGAGAAGCCGUACGUUUGCAAGACCUGCCGGCAAAGAUACUGUGACAUUU